Molecule: messenger RNA, 4366 nt
Organism: Haemorhous mexicanus (house finch)
Lineage: Eukaryota; Metazoa; Chordata; Aves; Passeriformes; Fringillidae
Gene: SLC26A7
Product: solute carrier family 26 member 7
Exons: 18
Coding region: 195-2144 (649 amino acids)
Biological process (GO): transmembrane transport
Cellular component (GO): membrane
Molecular function (GO): chloride transmembrane transporter activity; sulfate transmembrane transporter activity; oxalate transmembrane transporter activity
Source: RefSeq, a predicted model, not a curated record
AGCACUUAAUAAGUGUUUUCAUUGAGUAUAGUUACAGAACAGCUGCAGACAUCUUAAGUGCUUCUGUUCAUUUUUUUUUUUCUUUGUAGUUUGGAACUGAAAAAUCUCAGAAGAAAACUGGACACUGACAGAGAUCUGGGGGAUUCCUCCACGGUGCACUCUCCUGCCAGGGGCACUGCUUUUGGGGGGUAGGAAUGAUGACAGGGGCAAAAAGGAAAAGAAGUACAGUCUGGAGGAAGAUCCAGGCUGUUCGCUUUGAAGAUAUCAAAGCCUGGUGUAUGAGAAGGCUGCCUGUCUUGGAAUGGGUGCCUGUCUACAACUGGAAGGAAAAUUUGGUUCCUGAUACUGUUUCUGGGAUGAUGCUAGCCAUCCAACAGGUGACUCAAGGGCUGGCCUUUGCUGUUCUGUCUUCAGUCCAUCCAGUUUUUGGUUUAUAUGGAUCUUUUUUCCCUGUCAUUAUUUAUGCCAUAUUUGGAAUGGGACGUCAUGUUGCAACAGGAACUUUUGCUUUAACUUCCUUAAUAUCUGCCAAUGCAGUUGAGCGUCUUGUUCCUUCAGUCAGAACUAAUUUCACGGCAAACAAUAAUUCAGGAAUUUUGGGUUUGUCAGAAUUUGAAAUGCAGAGGAUUGGAGUUGCAGCAGCAGUUUCAUUUCUAGGAGGAAUCAUUCAGGUAGUGAUGUUCAUGCUGCAGCUGGGCAGUGCCACUUUCUUGUUAACAGAACCCGUCAUAAGUGCCAUGACAACAGGAGCAGCUACACACGUCGUGACUUCACAAGUGAAGUAUCUGCUGGGGAUGAAAAUGCCAUAUAUGUCAGGGCCACUGGCAUUUUUUCAUAUUUAUGCCUAUGUGUUUGAGAAUAUCAGAUCAGUUCAGUUGGAGGCAUUACUUCUCUCCUUGCUGAGCAUUGUGGUACUUGUUCUCGUUAAAGAGCUGAAUGAGAAAUUUCACAGAAACAUUAAAGUUGUCCUUCCCAUCGAUCUACUUUUGAUAAUUGCUACAUCCAUGGCUUGCUACUAUGCUGAUAUGGAAUACAUCUACGGGAUAGAAGUUGUGGGAAAUAUUCCUAAAGGGUUGCCAUCACCAAAAGCACCACCCAUGAGUGUCCUGCCUGAAGUAGUCACUGAAGCUUUUGGAGUGGCACUGGUUGGUUAUGUAGCCUCUCUAGCUCUUGCUCAAGGCUCUGCUAAAAAGUUUAAAUACACUGUGGAUGACAACCAGGAAUUUUUGGCUCAUGGCCUCAGCAACGUGAUUCCUUCAUUUUUCUUUUGCAUACCAAGUGCUGCAGCGAUGGGACGGACGGCACUGUUGUACAGCACGGGAGCCAAAACACAGGUGGCUUGCCUUAUCUCUUGUGUAUUAAUUCUUGUGGUGAUCUACACAAUUGGACCUCUGCUGUACUGGCUUCCUAUGUGUGUGUUAGCAAGCAUUAUUGUUGUGGGCUUGAAGGGGAUGCUAAUGCAGUUCCGUGACUUAAAAAAAUAUUGGAAUGUGGAUAAAAUAGACUGGAGCAUCUGGGUUAGUACCUAUGUGUUUACAAUAUGCUUUGCUGCUAACGUGGGACUGCUGUAUGGCGUUGUGUGCACUAUAGCAAUCGUGAUUUUCCGCUUUCCCAGAGCAAAGACACUGAAUUUGAAAAAUAUGAAAGAGGUGGGAUACAAAUACAAAGCAGAAGAUAAUUGUGAAUCACUAAAACAAGUAAAAAUAGUUUCAGUCAACAGCCCAUUAGUCUUUUUGAAUGCCAGAAAAUUUCGCGCUGACCUGUUAAAGAUAAUCCAGAAGGAUGGCAUGAGCAGUCAGUGUGAGCAGAAUACAUUGCUCUGUUCAUUUUCCAAUGGAAGUUGCCAUGGUGAGUUGGUGCAGCCAUGUCACAGUGAGCGACAUGUUUUGAUAUUAGACUGCAGUGGACUGAAUUUCUUUGACUACACUGGAGUCUCCGUGCUUCUUCAGAUUUACAUGGACUGUAAAACCAGAUACAUCGAUGUGUUGCUAGCACACUGCAAAGGUUCUUUGAUAAAAGCAAUGCAGUACGGUGGAAAUCUUGACUCUGAAAAUCCUGUAUUUUUUGAAUCUAUUUCUUCAGCAAUUGAGGCCAUUCGGAUUCACAGGAAUUACAGCAAGUUCAGUGAACAGAGUGAAGUGUGAUGCCCACCCAUUGAGCAUAGCAAGUUUCAUCUGCUCAUAUUCAAAAUGAACUACAACAUGGCUACUCCUUCACUUUCUUUAUCCAGUGGAUCUCAUAGAUGAUCUUUUGUAUACCAUAUAUAUUUAGUACAUUCAGUAAUGACAGUUCUACCUUUCAGAGAGAAAAUCUUUCAGCUGUGAUCACUCAGAGAAUUUUUAUGCAAUUGUUUUAUAGUGUUUUAUAAAAUGUUUUUAUAUACAUUUAGAUACAAAUUAUUAGAAAGACAUGAGGUAUUGGGUUUACCAGUAAGGUGUAUUCAUUUAGGUAUCUUGUAUUGUAACAAUAGUUGUAAUAUGCAUCUGUAGUUUUGUGUAUGUAAUAGAGACAUGAAUUCUUAAAAGAGUAUAAUUGAUACAGUAUCUGCAGCAAGGCAUCUACCAAUGCAUACAUUUUCUAAUGGCUUUACUUUGUUUAAGACAGCCAUUUUCAGUAACAGGAUCACAUCACAGUUAUCACAUGCUUCCACUUUUUGUACUUAGUUUUGUAUGCUUUUUAACACCUGCCCAGAUCAGUGGGAGAACUUACAAGUGUAUGUAGAAAAGGCAGAUACAUGUUGACUAAGAACACUGGAUUGCCUCCCUCUAUAUUUGUUGUCUUGUGCUGUUAUGGUUUGCUACAUUUUCAAAGCCACAGAUGUUCUUUAGCUCAGUCUGAAGAGGAAAAACUGGUAAUCUUAUAAUUUUUUCCAGCACGUUUUUUUCCAGUUUGAACUGUGAUUUGUUUGGUGUUGAAAUCUUCAGCUGAGGAAGCUGAAAGGUAACCAUAGUGACACAUAAGGUGUGUGUCACACUUCAGCCACAAUCCUGAUGUGAUGUGCAGUACACUGUGUGUGAGCACACAAAGUGGGUGGUGGUACUCACUGGUUGAGUAUUUGGUUUUUAUUUAUGGGUUGUCAGCAAUUGUAUUAGAUCAUACUAUCAUAUAGAUACCAUGUUAUUUGGCAAUAUAUUAAGGUCUUCCAGUACCUGAAGGGAGCCUAAAAGACACAUGGAGAGACUAUUUGCAAGAGCAUGUAGUGAUAGGACAAGGGGAAUGGCUUCAAACUGGAAGACAGUAGGUUUAGACUAGAUAUUAGAAGAAAAAUUCUUCACUGUGACAAUGGUGAGGCACUGGAACAGGUUGCCCAGGGAAGUUAUAGAUGCCCUGACUCUGGAAGUGUUCAAGGUGAGGUUGGAUGGAGCUUUUAGCAACUUGUCCCAGUGGAAGCUGUCCCUGCAAAUGGCAGGGAGAUAGAACCAGAUGAUCUUUAAGGGCCUUUAAAACCUAGGCCAUUCUAUGAUUCUAUGUAUGAUUUUUCUCCUCUUGCCUUUUCCCUUACGUGAACACCAGCAGUAAAAUGUGAGUUUAGCUAAAAGGAAUCAUCAAAUGAGAAAGAUAAGGAAAUAGAGGUUUUUGGUUUUUUUCACCAACUUAAAAAAAAUCUAUGGAAGCUAAAGGUAAAUGAAUAUGGCACAGCCAUAACAGCCAUCUUACACUACAGAGAGGAGGGAAGUACAAGGAGGCUUUGUGCAGCUGACACAUACAGGCAAGAUCUAGUUCCAAGCAUUCUGUUUUCAGCAGCAGUUACAUCUGUAUGUUUGUCUGGACCCUCCUUGCUCUCUCUGCCCAAAGCUGCUGCCUGCAGGAGAUGAGGUGGAUCAUGGAGUGACUUUUGCAUCUCUGCAUAGUUAAGAUAUUGAUAUGCUUUUCCUCAAGUCUUGGUCACUCCACACUAGUAGAUGAUAAUGGGAGAGAGCCACAGGGUUUUUUGCCCUUUCAAUUAUGAGUGACUUUUGUAGUUAUUCCCUGCUUUGUUCCACAGAGGACUAGAAAUGUUCUGUACAAGUUCUUUUGAGACUGCUUUGGUAAUUACUAUGCAAAAGGCUGAUAAGUAACUGUGAGAAACUCAUUAUAUGCAGGAGAAAUAAAUUCUGUAUAUUGUCCCAAGCACAUUAAUUUCAGAUGCUGUAGUUGAUUGCAAAUGGUUCAUUACAUCACUGGACUCAGUAACAGGCUAUAACAUUUGAUUAAUAAUUUCCUGAAACAGUUUUAGUAAUUUAUUAACACUUUAGAAACUAUUUACAAUGUACUUUAAUCGUAGAAGCAUCAAUUUUAUGUCACAGCUGAAUGGAGAUUUCUACUUAACUGCAAACUGAAUAAAUGAAUAAAUGGUAUCUUUUCUACUAGGUUCAGCAUUUGUUCU